Chanos chanos (milkfish) is the source of this 1803-nucleotide messenger RNA. It is a transcript of the gene bin2b, whose product is annotated as bridging integrator 2b. The coding region runs from base 1 to 1803 and encodes 600 amino acids. Gene Ontology annotation, molecular function: phospholipid binding; protein binding. Gene Ontology annotation, cellular component: podosome; cytoplasm; phagocytic cup. The transcript has 12 exons. Gene Ontology annotation, biological process: podosome assembly; phagocytosis, engulfment; plasma membrane tubulation. The record is from RefSeq and is a predicted model, not a curated record. Lineage: Eukaryota; Metazoa; Chordata; Actinopteri; Gonorynchiformes; Chanidae.
AUGGCAGAGGGUAAGAUGGGUGCCAACCUUGGUGGCAACAUUGGUGUAGGAGCAGGCAUCUUGGCCAAGCGCUUCCAGAAGUCCAUGAACCGAGCUCAGGAAAAGGUUUUGCAGAAACUGGGCAAAACAAUGGAGACUAAAGAUCAGCAAUUUGAACAGUGUUCUUCCAGUCUCAACAAACAACAGGCUGAUGGGAGCAGGCUGUACAAGGAUGUAAAGGCGUAUUACAAUGCUGUUAAAGUGAUGCACGAAGCGUCCAAGCGUCUCUCUCAGACUCUUAAGGACAUCUAUGAGAGUGACUGGCAAGGGGGAGAGGAUCUGUCCAUUAUAAUGGAGAGUGAAGAUUUGCUAUGGAAUGACUAUGAAGAGAAGUUGUCUGAUCAGAUUGUGCGGACCAUGGAAAAUUACACCAGCCAGUUCCCAGAAGUGAAAGAGAGAGUGGCAAAGAGAGGAAGGAAACUAGUGGACUAUGAUUCAGCGCGGCAUCACCUAGAGGCCCUACAGAACGCCAAGAAAAAAGAUGAUGCAAAAAUAGCCAAGGCAGAGGAGGAGUUUAACAUGGCUCAGAGUGUGUUUGAGGACAUCAAUAAAGAGCUGAGAGAGGAGUUGCCUGUUCUGUAUCAGAGCCGUAUUGGCUGCUAUGUUACAGUGUUUCAGAACAUCUCAAACCUCAGGGAUGUCUUCUACAAGGAGAUGAGUGUGCUGAAUCAUGAAAUAUAUAAUGUGAUGAAGAAACUGGAGUCACAGCAUUCAGGCAAAGCUUUCAUCAUCAAAGGUCUUAACAGUAGCAGCAGUAAAUCUAAGAAGAGGAGGUCUUUGACUAUCUCUGCACCCAUCCCCUGUAACACAGCCUUCCCCUCCCAGCCACUCCCUAACCUGACUGAAGCUCCUCCACACACACAGCAGCACAGUGACUCUGACGAGCGCAGUUCUUUAGACAGCGACACACACACCUCUAACAGACAAUCCACGCUUUCUGAGGGGGAAGGAACCAAAACUGGAGCAGCCAAUGACAGCACCUCUCAAACCAGCAGUGAGCAACUGGAAGAAUCAGGUAUCCAGAGUGAAGUGGGUAAAGGUUCGGACUCUGAACAGGGCGCAGAGGAAGAGACACAUUCAUCUCUGACCCACACAGACCCAACGCACGGUUCAUCCACAGACCAAACACACGGCUCACCCUCAGCUGAACCUCAGGAGAGCAAGUCUAAGCCUCUCCCUGGAUCUGAGUCUCUCCCUGGAUCUGAGCCUCUCCCUGGAUCUGAGUCUCUCCCUGGAUCUGAGUCUCUCCCUGGAUCUGAGCCUCUCCCUGGAUCUGAGUCUCUCCCUGGAUCUGAGCCUCUCCCUGGAUCUGAGUCUCUCCCUGGAUCUGAGUCUCUCCCUGGAUCUGAGCCUCUCCCUGGAUCUGAGCCUCUCCCUGGAUCUGAAACCGAACUGGGCUCCACCGCUGCCCCGUGUCACUCUGAGCAGCAGCCCUCCCAAGAAAAGGAGAGUGAGAGAGAGGAGGAGAGUGAGAGAGAGGAGGAGAGAGGAAAAGCAGAUUUCUCUCCAGACCAACCCACUGAGAUCUCAGAUCUCCCAGGGUUCCUUUACAAGGCUGUAGCUGCGGAGAGUCAGACCUCAGAAGAGGGUGUGCUGCUAAUGUUUGAGAAAGGAGACAUUAUCCUCAUAUUCAGUGAUGAUGAAGAAAAGCCAGAGGGGGCAGUAUGGGGAGUCAGAGAACAGGACUGGAACACAUAUAAGGAUCUGACCUUGCUCUCUGGCAUCGUCAUGGAAACCAUGAUCCAGCGCAUCAGCUCAGACUGA